AUGCAUUUACCUUCAGAUGACAGCAAAAACGUUUACCUUCUGGAAGCAUACCAUCUUCUACAUUGCGUUGCUGUUAGACGCCGGACUUUCUGGGAAGCUGUCAACCGAGCUGAUGAAUAUACGUUCAAUCCGCCACACUCUGCCCACUGUAUCGAUACCUUACGCCAAUAUGUCAUUUGUAAAGCUGAUUCUACACCAACGUAUCUAUACGGUGACGACACCGCAGGGGACGAGCAGUAUCGCAAAUGUCAGGACUGGAAUUCCCUAAGACAAUUUGCUACGGACCACUCUGCCUGCUACAUGGAUACUCCGCGGGUUGCAGACCCAGACACCUUCCCCUUUGGAGCGCACUUCGGGCAUUGCGAUGAUGGAACUGACGGGGUUGUGGAAGGCGAAAGGAGGGGUAACUGGAAGCAUGGAGCCGUAUGGGACGGCCCAGAUGCAUAA
This is a messenger RNA of Trichophyton rubrum CBS 118892, 447 nucleotides long. RefSeq lists its product as uncharacterized. Gene Ontology annotation, biological process: mycotoxin biosynthetic process. NCBI's taxonomy places the organism in Eukaryota, Fungi, Ascomycota, Eurotiomycetes, Onygenales, Arthrodermataceae. The transcript is spliced from 2 exons. Bases 1 to 447 code for a protein of 148 amino acids. The record is from RefSeq and is a predicted model, not a curated record.